Stylophora pistillata is the source of this 1326-nucleotide messenger RNA. Its product is annotated as ribosome biogenesis regulatory protein homolog. Lineage: Eukaryota; Metazoa; Cnidaria; Anthozoa; Scleractinia; Pocilloporidae. The record is from RefSeq and is a predicted model, not a curated record. Gene Ontology annotation, cellular component: nucleolus; nucleus; preribosome, large subunit precursor. Gene Ontology annotation, biological process: ribosome biogenesis; ribosomal large subunit biogenesis; endonucleolytic cleavage in ITS1 to separate SSU-rRNA from 5.8S rRNA and LSU-rRNA from tricistronic rRNA transcript (SSU-rRNA, 5.8S rRNA, LSU-rRNA). Gene Ontology annotation, molecular function: protein binding.
UCAACAUGGUGGACGGUAGUGAUGGUGGUUCAGUUUCGACUGUGGCGUCAGUUUUAUCCUUGGCAGAAAAAAACAAGGAAGAGAAAUAUAGAUCAAUAGAGGUCGCAAAGGAAGUAGAGCCAGACCUAGAUAUUGGGAAUUUAUUAGCUACAGAUCUUCAGCCCGUUGAUAGACAAGAAUUUAGGAAAAAUAAAGAAGACUUCCUCAGAAAUCUUGCCAGAGAUAAUACGCAGCUGCUGUUGAAUGCCAUAUGGAAGCUUCCUCAUGAAAGAUCUGAAGGAGUUGUCCUUGUAAAGCUACCAGAGCCAAAUACAAUUAUUCCCAGAGAAAAACCAAUCCCUAAACCAAAACCACCCUCAAAAUGGGAAGAAUUCGCCAAAAGAAAGGGCAUCACAAAAAAGAAGCGUGAGAGGAUGAUUUUAGAUAAAAACACUCAGGAAUGGAAGCCACGUUAUGGAUACAAGAGAGGAAAUGAUGAAACUCAGGACUGGCUUCUGGAGGUUCCUCAGAAUGCAGAUCCAUAUGAAGACCAGUUUGAGAAAAAAAUUGAAGCAAAGAAGGAAAGAGUUUCCAAGAAUGAAUACCAAAGGCUGAGAAACAUAGCAAGAAACAGAAAGAUUCCUGUUCCAAAUAAAGAUCUUGCUCCUACCUCUGGACAACAAAGCAAAGAGCAGAUCUCAACAAAGUUAAACAUUAGCAGAUUGUCAACUGCAUCACUGGGAAAAUUUACUGAAAAACUGCGUGAUGAAAAGAUUCCAAGGAAAACUGGAAAGAAAAGAAAGUUUGAGCCUGUUGUGGGUGACUUGUCAAGUGAACGGAGUCGAAGUAGAGAGCUGGCAGAGAAAAUAGCCAAGAGAGAUCCUCUUGAUAUCAAUAAGGCCGUAAACCAACACAUAACAGAAGCGCAGAAAAGAGGAAGUGAGUUAAAAAGGAAAGGAGCUGGAAAAGGAAAGAAAGGAAAGGCAAAACUUGAUGCUAAAAAUAGAAACCGGAAACCAGCUGGAAAAUCACCGAGAAAAUCAGGGAAGAAAAAAGUCAAGAUUUAACGUGACUCAGAGCAUCUGUUUAUUACACUGGCUUUGAGCUAAUUCCGCAGAGAAUGGAGAGCCAGAAUUGGUUUUUACGAUUCCUUUACUACAGUUUUCAUUCUUCACCGUUUAAUGUUUGGAGAUUAUAGCGAGAAAUAUUCCAUGAAACUCAAACGGUACAUAGAAUAUUAAUGCUAUGCUUGUUUAACCAUGUCGCUCUAAUGGCGUCAAUUUUCGGGAAUAAUGACAAAAAUUUAAGUUACGGAUUAUGAAUAAAAUGAAAUGCAACAAAAUGGAA